This is a messenger RNA of Pygocentrus nattereri (red-bellied piranha), 3460 nucleotides long. It is a transcript of the gene nt5c3a, whose product is annotated as 5'-nucleotidase, cytosolic IIIA. Gene Ontology annotation, molecular function: magnesium ion binding; 5'-nucleotidase activity. Gene Ontology annotation, cellular component: cytoplasm. Lineage: Eukaryota; Metazoa; Chordata; Actinopteri; Characiformes; Serrasalmidae. The coding region runs from base 2269 to 3264 and encodes 331 amino acids. The record is from RefSeq and is a predicted model, not a curated record. The transcript has 13 exons.
GGUGGGUGGCUUGUAGUGUCAGCCAUAGUGACACCCAGAACUGCCCACUUACCUUCUACAAUCUGUUCACUGAAUUUCAGGAACGGAGCAUUUGAAGAUUCCCAAUCCACUGCGAAAUUUGAAAAUGUAUAGCCAACACCAGUGUCGGUGCUGGUCAGACAGACUGCCCGUCUGUAGGCAUAGCUGGAGAAGACAUCUUGGUGGAUUUGGCUACGAUUUGUGCGGGCAACAGCAGGACGAAGGGGACAGCAAUGUUGCAUGGACACAUGAACAACCAACUGUGUGUUAUUAUUCAGGUGAUGGUGACCUCACCCAUAACUAUGUUGAGAUUGAGACAGAUUCCUGCCUGACUAUUGCUGGACAAGAUUUCGGAGAGCCCCACAUUGGACAGGAGCUGGGCGACCAUGGUGUCUGGAUGCAACCAUCCCACCCAAGUGAUGAUGGCAGAGAAGAUAUUCCUGGAGUGUCUCAUCUCCCAACAAGUCAAAGAACGAAUGAAGCAUCAGAACCGGUUGAAGACUGCGUAUGCUCAUGCAGGACAGGACGUUCGAGGUGGAGCAAUGGAGCAAACCAUCAGUGUCUGUGUCUGCCUCCGCCAUGUUUCAAUGUGAGGAAGACGCUGGUGGUGGGUGUUGAGGUGGAUGUUCUCGAAGAGUUGGUUUAUGAGGAUACAGAAAUCCUGCAUGAGCAGACAGUGUUUGACGAAGGCCUGGAGAACAAUCUGAUGGACUCCACCUCUUGUGUUUGCAACCAGUUAUUUCCUAAGUGAUUGUAAAAAAAUAUGCAAAUUAUCAUUAUUAUUUUGCAGUUUUGCAGAUGUUUACUUCAAUUUCUAGAUGACUAGUUGCAAGUCCUGUAGAAAGGGUGAUAAUGUAGUCGUCAUUGUCAUUAAUAGUUUGCGUGAUAACAAUAUUUACGAUAAUGCUAAUUUCUGCUAGCCAGUGUGCAAAACACUCCUCAGCAUCAAGGGUCCCUUGAUGGGUAGCCUUGGCUGGCUACUCCAGCAUUGGCUAACCGCUAACUUACUCGCCUUAGUCGCCUUAGCUAGCUUCAGUGGCACCAAAAUGUUUGGUUCCACAGUUCUUCUGUUGGAAAAGCUCUUUUCUGGGUUAGUAAUGUAGUCGUCCUCACGUUAACGGAGAUCUUAAACGUCUCCUCUAGUAUCUUUGAUCUGAGACUCUUGCCACCGAAUUCUUGCAAACUUGGGCAAGUUUUCAGAGACACAAACAUGCUGUGCCACAUCGUAAAGUAUUCUGAGCAUAGUUACAGUUUUAAGCCUUUGAAGGACCAACAGGAUGAACUGAUUUGCUACAGCGCCACCCUGAGGCAGACCAGUAGAAGAACACCAAAGGCAGAGGCUCAUCAAUGGUCAAGUCGGAUAAAUAAUGACCUUUUCCUGAAUUUGUAUUUCAGUGUCUAUUAAUCCAAAGCAAACAGCGCAACUGCAUAAUGAUUUUCAGGGACUCCCCAGAGGUUUGAUUUUGAGACAUUCAGGGGGUCCAAGACAUUAAUUAUUAAUUAAUUGGGCCUGGUUCUGAGAAAGAAACAGGCGCAUUGUAUUACAUUGAGUGCUUGGUCACCUGAAACACUAUACAGAGUUUACAGACUUGGACAAUAUUACAUGUAUAAAUGUUAAAAUGUCAUGACAGUGCAUUGAAACAUUUUAGAGAAUCUUGUGACAGAAUUGCUCACAGUGGUGGUGACAGGAACCAGAUGUCCAUCUCUAAAAACUCUGACACAUAGUUUUGUGAUAAAGUUUAGGCUUUAAAUGUAUUUUAGUUUGCAGAUGCAUGCAGGGCGCUGUGGGGCAAAAUAGUCCCCGAAGAAAAUGUCAGAAUAAAAACUCAGAAGGUGUUCUCAGAGGUUCUCUGGUCCUAUUAGAUAGUAAAUAAAGUGGCUAUAUUUGUGUUGUAGACAUGGUGGCCCUUGGUUCCUACCACCACCACUUACAGUGUUUCUAGAGUGAACCACUUCAAUUAAUUUCAAACCAUUAUAAAUUAAUAUGUUUACAUCAUACAGAAAUGUUGAUAAUACGGUGGGGUUGCCCUUUAAGAGGGCCUAACUGUGUGGAGACUUUUAUUAUGAAAAUCGUUAUGCUGUGUAACGCUAGAGCUGUAGGUUAGUUAGCAGGUCUCUUGCUAGAGGAAAGCAAUAUGUUAGAAUGAUUUGAAGACAUUUAGGCCACCUCUCUGUUCUUUUGGAUCUUUUGUUGUUUUAGGCAUUAUUUUCCAUCAAACGCGAACUCGGCCCGCAAAACCGACUUUGGUGAUGGACAAGACCGCCGUGGUGAAGGUCGGGGCGGUGGCCAGCGCCAGCGUGUGCGCCCUGUUCGGCGGGGUGGUCCUGGCUCAGUACAUUUUCACCAAGAAGAAGAGGGCCGGAAAGAAAACGAAGAUCAUCGAAAUGAUGCCAGAGUUUGAGAAGAGCACGGUCCAUAUCAGAGACCCUGACAGGGUGGAGCGGAUAAUCUGCAGUAUGAUCCAGGGAGGGGCCUCCAAACUACAGAUCAUCACAGAUUUUGACAUGACGUUAAGCAAAUUUGCAAUCAAUGGAAAACGUUGCCCCACGUGCCACAACAUCAUUGACAACUGUAAGCUGGUCACAGAAGAGUGUAGGAAAAAGCUGCUUCAAUUGAAAGAGACCUACUAUCCCAUUGAGAUAGACCCACAUCUGACCAUGGAGGAGAAGUACCCAUUCAUGGUGGAGUGGUAUUUUAAGUCCCACUCAUUACUGGUGGAGCAGCGGUUACAGAGAGAGAAACUACCUGAGGUUGUGAGAGAAUCAGAUGUUAGCCUGCGGGAGGGGUACGAGCAGUUCUUUGACCGGCUGCAUCAGCACAGCGUUCCUGUGUUCAUCUUCUCGGCGGGCCUGGGGGACGUGCUGGAGGAGAUCAUCAGACAAGCUGGAGUUUACCACCCCAACAUCAAGGUCGUCUCCAAUUUCAUGGACUUUGACGAGAAUGGCAUUCUGAAAGGUUUUAAAGGAGAGCUGAUCCAUGUGUACAACAAGCACGAUGGUGCACUGAGGAACACGGAGUACUUCAAACAGCUGAAGGAUAACGGCAACAUCAUCCUCCUUGGAGACUCGCUGGGAGACCUCACUAUGGCCGACGGUGUUCCAAACGUAGAGAACAUGCUUAAAAUUGGCUUUCUCAAUGAUAAGGUGGAGGAGUGCUUGGAGAAAUACAUGGACUCUUAUGAUAUUGUUCUGGUGAAGGAUGAAACCCUUGAAGUGCCCAAUUCCAUUUUACAGAAGAUUUUAUGACUCUGUAGUACCGGGUCUCUUGCAGCCCCCAGUGGAAAGACUCACAGCCACUUGUUACUGGAUCACCAGUCACUGGGCUAACACCAGCUCUGUGGGCCACCUGCCACCUCUCACACAUGCACACAAGCCACACACACCACUCACCAUGAUCUUUUAAUAUCACGUUUUCUCUUCAUAAUGAACUUUUUGAAACCUC